Molecule: messenger RNA, 7312 nt
Organism: Cryptococcus amylolentus CBS 6039
Lineage: Eukaryota; Fungi; Basidiomycota; Tremellomycetes; Tremellales; Cryptococcaceae
Product: carbamoyl-phosphate synthase, large subunit
Exons: 7
Coding region: 110-7105 (2331 amino acids)
Biological process (GO): UTP biosynthetic process; L-citrulline biosynthetic process; 'de novo' pyrimidine nucleobase biosynthetic process
Cellular component (GO): cytoplasm; cytosol
Molecular function (GO): dihydroorotase activity; amino acid binding; carbamoyl-phosphate synthase (glutamine-hydrolyzing) activity
Source: RefSeq, a predicted model, not a curated record
AAGCAAUAAGCUGCUCGCCACAGCCACGUGCUCUGUCUCUGUCCACUACUAGCGAACACAGACACCGCACCAGUUUUUCCCUCCCUUCCACCCAAAAAUUUUAGACGUCAUGUCCUCCCCCACUGCCCCUGCCUUCGAGGGUGCCAUCCCCUCGGGUGAUAUCCCCCCCGCCCAGCAGGCCCAGGGCCUCGCUCCCGCUGGCCACAGCGUCGCUGCCGACGCCGAAAAUGUCCUGAACAGGAGGACCCCUUCCGUCGCCCCCGUGCCCCGUCCCGCCGGCAGUCUCUAUCCCCCUGCUACCCUCAAGGGUAUCGACUACGAGGGCAUGCCUGACGAGCCCAAGUGGGAAGACGCCAUGGGUGAGCCCGACGCCGUUUUGGAACUUGCCGAUGGCCUCGCGCUUGCCGGUCACUCUUUUGGUGCAAAGAAGUCUGUCGCUGGUGAAUGUGUCUUCCAGACCGGUAUGGUCGGCUACCCCGAGUCGCUCACCGACCCCUCUUACUCUUCCCAAAUUUUGAUUCUCACCUACCCCUUGGUGGGUAACUACGGUGUCCCCGAGAGACCCGAUGUCGAGUCGAGCAAGGUCCCCACUUCCGAAGAUGCCCACAACGCUCUUCCCCCGACCCAUCUCCUCGACUCUUUGCCCCUCGAGUUUGAGUCAUCUCACAUCCACAUCUCUGCCCUUGUGGUGGCCAACUACCACCCCAGCUUCUCUCACCACCUUGCUUCCUCUUCUUUGGGCAAGUGGCUCGAAGAGCAAGGCAUUCCCGCUAUCUGGGGUGUCGACACAAGGAUGCUCACCAAGCGUCUCCGUGAGGGUGGUGUCCUUCUCGGUCGUGUCCUCAACAAGCAGGUCGGUACCGCUUCCGAGACCGAACGAGGCAGGGACACUGGUGUCCUUGGUGGUGUCCAGAAGUUGAUCAACGGUCUUUCUGCGCCCACUUCUAUGACCCGAUCUCUCUCUUCCGACAACUUCAACAUGAACUGGAAAGAGGACUAUGAGACUGUCCCGUUCUACGACCCCAACCACGAGAACCUCGUGGCCAAGGUGUCCACCAAGACCCCUACUGUUUACACCGCCAGCUCCAAGUCUGAGAAGAAGCUCCACCCCAAGACUGGCAGGCAGAUCCGAGUUUUGGCCAUUGAUGUCGGUAUGAAGUGGAACCAGAUCAGGUGCUUCAGAGAGCGAGGUGUCGAGGUCAAGGUCGUCCCCUGGAACUACGACUUCAAUGCUGAGUCUGAGCCUUACGAUGGUCUCUUUGUCUCCAACGGUCCCGGUGACCCUUCCAUGGUCAAAGAGACUAUCGCCAACCUCUCUAAGGCCCUUGAGACCUCCAAGGUCCCUAUCUUUGGUAUCUGUCUCGGUCACCAGCUUCUUGCCCUCGCUUCUGGUGCCAACACCCGAAAGAUGAAGUACGGUAACCGUGGUAUGAACUUGCCCUGUACCUGCGCCACUUCUGGCCGAUGCUACAUCACCUCCCAGAACCACGGUUACGAGGUCGACGUCACCACUCUCAAGAACGGCUGGGAGCCUCUCUUCACCAACGCCAACGAUGGCUCCAACGAGGGUAUCUGGUGCGGCAAGAACGGCAAGCCCUUCUUCUCCGUCCAAUUUCACCCCGAGUCCGCCCCCGGACCCCGAGACACCGAGUUCCUCUUCGAUGUCUUUAUCCAGAGCAUCGUCGACACUGCCCGCGAGGGUCGUCUCAUCUCUAUCGAUGUGCCCGGCGGUGAGCUUGCCGAUAAUGUCGCUGCCAAGCCCCGUGAGCAGGUCAAGAAGGUCCUCGUCCUCGGUUCCGGUGGUCUUUCCAUUGGCCAGGCCGGUGAGUUUGACUACUCUGGUUCUCAGGCCAUCAAGGCGCUCAAGGAAGAGGGUAUCUACACCAUCCUUGUCAACCCCAACAUCGCCACUAUCCAAACCUCCAAGGGCUUGGCUGACAAGGUGUACUUCCUCCCUGUCACCCCCGAGUUUGUGAUGAAGAUCAUCAAGCACGAGAAGCCCGAUGGUAUCUACUGUACUUUCGGUGGUCAGACCGCCUUGAACGUCGGUAUCAAGCUCAAGGACGACUUCCCCAAGCUUGGUGUCAAGGUCCUCGGUACCCCCAUUGACACCAUCAUCACCACUGAAGACCGAGAGAUGUUUGCUCGAGCUAUGGAAGAGAUUGGCGAGAAGUGUGCCGAGAGCGCCACCGCUGUCAACUAUACCGAGGCCCUCGAGGCCGCCCAGCGAAUUGGUUUCCCCGUUAUCGUCCGGGCUGCCUUUGCUCUUGGUGGUCUCGGUUCCGGUUUUGCUCACAACGAGGAGCAAUUGUCCGACCUUUGUGACAAGGCUUUCGCCACCAGUCCCCAGGUUUUGGUUGAGAAGAGUAUGAAGGGUUGGAAGGAGAUCGAGUACGAGGUUGUCAGGGAUUGCAGGAAUAACUGUAUCACUGUGUGUAACAUGGAGAACUUUGACCCUCUUGGUAUCCACACUGGUGACUCUAUCGUCAUUGCGCCUUCGCAGACUCUCUCCGACGCGGACUACAACAUGCUCCGUACCACCGCUGUCAACGUCAUCCGACACCUUGGUGUCGUUGGAGAGUGUAACAUUCAGUACGCCCUCAACCCCUACUCCAAGGAGUACUGCAUUAUCGAAGUCAACGCCCGUCUCUCUCGAUCUUCCGCCUUGGCUUCCAAGGCUACUGGCUACCCCCUUGCCUUCAUCGCCGCCAAGCUUGGUUUGAACAUUCCUCUCAACGAGAUCAAGAACUCUGUCACCAAGUUGACUUCUGCGUGCUUCGAGCCUUCUCUCGACUACUGUGUCGUUAAGAUCCCUCGAUGGGACUUGAAAAAGUUCAACCGAGUCAGCACUGCCCUCAGCUCCAGUAUGAAGUCUGUCGGUGAAGUCAUGGCUAUCGGCCGUACUUUCGAGGAGACUAUCCAGAAGGCCAUCAGGUGUAUCGAUGACCAGCUGCCCGGUUUCGGCGACCACGCCCAGGUUGAGGACCUCGACUACGAGAUUGCCAACCCCACCGACAAGCGACUUUUCGCUAUCGCGGCUGCCAUGAAGAAGGGCUACACUGUGGAGAAGUUGAACCAGAUGAGUAGCAUCGACCCCUGGUUCUUGACUAGGUUGCAGAGAUUGGUGAAGACUGAGCAGGUCAUUUCUGGCUACGACGCGUCUACUGUCCCCUCCGCCCUCAUCCGAAACGCUAAGCAGAUCGGUUUCGCCGACCGACAGAUCGCCAAGAUGCUCAACUCCAACGAGCUCGCUGUCCGUCGUCUUCGUAUCGAGGCUGGCAUCACUCCCUUCGUGAAGCAGAUCGACACUGUCGCUGCCGAGUUCCCUGCUUUCACCAACUACCUCUACACCACCUACAAUGCCACUGAACACGACAUUGAGUUUGAGGACAACGGUGUGAUGGUUCUCGGUUCGGGUGUCUACCGAAUCGGUUCCUCCGUCGAGUUCGAUUGGUGUGCUGUCAGGGCCAUCAGGACUCUUAGGGAGAACGGGAUGAAGACUGUCAUGAUCAACUACAACCCCGAAACCGUGUCUACCGACUACGACGAGGCGGACAAGUUGUACUUUGAGAACAUCUCUCUCGAGACUGUCCUCGACAUCUACGACGCUGAGCGCUCUAGCGGUGUUGUGUUGUCCAUGGGUGGUCAGACUCCCAACAACAUUGCUCUCUCUCUCCACCGUCAGAACGUCAAGAUCUACGGUACUUCCCCUGAAAUGAUUGACACUGCCGAGAACCGAUACAAGUUCUCCCGAAUGCUCGACAAGAUCGGUGUCGACCAGCCUUUGUGGAGGGAGUUGACCUCUUUCUCCGAGGCCAAGUCGUUCUGUGACAAGGUCGGCUACCCUGUGCUUGUCAGGCCUUCUUACGUCUUGUCUGGUGCUGCCAUGAACGUCGUCUUCACCGAGGACGACCUCAGCAGCUACCUCACCCAGGCCACCGACGUCUCUCGAGACCACCCCGUUGUCAUCUCCAAGUACAUCGAGGAGGCCAAGGAGAUUGAGAUGGACGCCAUUGCCCGAGACGGUAAGAUGGUGAUGCACUACAUCUCCGAGCACGUUGAGAAUGCUGGUGUCCACUCUGGUGACGCCACGCUUGUCCUUCCUCCUCAGGACCUCGACCCCGAGACCAUCCGAAAGAUUGAGGUUGCUACUGCCAAGAUUGGUCAGGCCCUCAACGUCACUGGUCCUUACAACAUCCAGUUCAUCGCCAAGAACAACGAGAUCAAGGUCAUCGAGUGUAACUUGCGAGCUGCUCGAUCCUUCCCCUUCGUCUCCAAGGUCACCGGUAUCGAUGCUAUCGAGAUCGCCACCAAGGUCAUGCUUGGCUUGCCCUGCACUCCCUACCCCGACAUCAAGAUGCCCCCCAACUAUGUCGGUGUCAAGGUGCCCCAGUUCUCUUUCAGUCGAUUGUCUGGUGCCGACCCUGUUCUCGGUGUCGAGAUGGCUUCCACUGGUGAGGUCGCUUGCUUCGGCAAGGACAGAUACGACGCCUACUUGAAGGCUCUCAUCUCUACUGGUAUCACUCCCCCCAAGAAGAACAUCUUGUUGUCCAUCGGUUCCUUCAAGGAAAAGCUCGAAAUGCUUCCUUCCGUGCAAAAGUUGCACCGCAUGGGUUACAACCUCUUUGCCACUGCUGGUACCGCCGAUUUCAUCCAGGAGCACGGUGUGCCCGUCAAGUACCUCGAAGCUCUCGGCUCUGAGAAUGACGACAACCCCCAGAAGAAGGAGUACUCGUUGAGCCAGCAUCUUGCCAACAACAUGAUCGACUUGUACAUCAACUUACCCUCUAAGAACAGGUUCCGACGACCUGCCAGCUACAUCUCUGAGGGUUACAAAUCCCGACGAAUGGCCGUCGACUUUGCCGUCCCCUUGAUCACCAACGUCAAGAACGCCAAGCUCUUCAUUGAGGCUAUCAUCCGAAAGCCUACCUUUGACAUCUCGAGCGUCGACUACCAAACCUCUCACCAAACCUUCACCUUCCCUGGUUUGGUGAAUGUCCAAGCGUUCGUUCCCGGUGCUGCCGCCCCCAACUCUCCCGACUUUGGGGAUGCUACCGAGGCUGCUAUCCGUGGUGGAUUCACCAUCAUGCAGAUGGUUCCUCAAGGUGUCUCCUCUGCUGUCGAGGACGAGAUCUCGCUUCAGCAUGCUCAAGCCAACGCCUCUGGCGCUGCCCACUGCGACUACUUCUUCUCUGUUGCGGCCACUGCCGACAACGCUUCUCGCUUGCAAGACGCCGUCGCUGCGGGUGCCAAGGCUCUCUUCAUCCCCUUCAACAACUUCUUUGGCUCGAUCAACAAGGUCAGCAGCAUUGCCCAGCACUUUGCUGCCUGGCCCGUUGACAAGCCCAUUGUUACCGAUGCCAGGUCCACCGACCUUGCUUCCAUCUUGUUGUUGGCGAGCUUGAACAGCAGGAGCAUUCACAUCGCUAGUGUGUCCACCAAGGACGACUUGCUUUUGAUUGCUUUGGCGAAAGAGAAGGGCCUUGCUGUCACCUGUGACGUCUCUAUCUAUGCUCUCUUCUACUCCCAGGACGAUUUCCCCGAAGCUGCCAAGGUCCUUCCCAGCAAGGAAGACCAGAAUGCUCUCUGGGAGAACCUGGCUAGCAUUGACGUCUUCUCUGUUGGUGUCCUCCCUUACGAGCUCGGUACCGCCCUCGGCAAGCCCGUCUCUGCUCGAUCUGGUGUUGCCGAGUCUAUUCCUUUGCUACUCACCGCUGUCACUGAGGGCAGAUUGACUCUUGAGGAUAUCUCUCGAAGACUCACCGAGAACCCUCGCGCCAUCUUUGGCUUGUCUGAGCAAUCCCAGACUUAUGUCGAGAUUGAGGUCAACCGAUCUUCUUCCUUUGUCGCCGACGAUUUCGAGAACACUUGGUCUCCUCUUGAUGGCCAGUCCAUCGCCGGUAACGUGCACAGAGUCGUCGCGAACGACCAUUCCAUCUUCCUCGAUGGCCAGACCUUCUCUAUGCCUUACGGCAGGGACGUAUCUGCUUCCGGACCUCGUCAACCUCGAGGCUCUUUCACCUCUAAGAAGCGACCUUCUUUGGCCGGCCUCAUGUCUCCUACCACCGAGAGGAGGGAGAAUGUUUCGGUGAACGGCGAGAAGCUCAUGUCUCUGGCCUCUGUUGCUCCUAUCCGAGAGAGCUCGCCUCAGCGAAGCUUGAUGUCCCUCCAGUCUCACCCUACCUUCUCCCGUCGUCACAUUCUUUCAGUCAACCAGUUCGACCGUGAGGACUUGCACGCCUUGUUCAACCUCGCUUCCGAGAUGCGCAUUGCGGUUGAGCGAUCUGGUUCUGUUGACACUCUGCGAGGACGAGUGCUCUGCACUCUCUUCUACGAACCCUCCACCAGGACUAGCAGCUCUUUCGAGACUGCUAUGAAGCGAUGUGGUGGUGAAGUUGUGCAGGUGACCGCUUCUACUUCAUCUGUCGUCAAGGGCGAGAGUCUGGCGGACACUAUCAGGACUGUUGGGUGCUACGCCGAUGCUGUUGCGUUGAGGCACCCUGCCGUUGGCAGUGCCAAGUCUGCAUCUAAGUCUAGUCCUGUCCCCAUUUUGAACGCCGGUGAUGGUAUCGGUGAGCAUCCUACUCAGAGUCUGUUAGAUGUCUUCUGCAUUCGAGAGGAGUUGGGAUCCGUGAACGGUAUCACUGUCACUCUGAUCGGUGACCUGAAGAACGGGAGGACCGUGCACUCUCUCGUCAAGCUCCUUUCCUUGUACGAUGUCACCCUCAACUUUGUCUCUCCUCCUUCCCUCGCUAUGCCCGACAGCGUCAAGGCCGAGGCUUCCCGAGCUGGUGUUCGAUUCACCGAAUCGUACACCCUCACCGACGAUAUCCUCGCCAGAUCCGAUGUCCUUUAUGUCACUCGUAUCCAGAAGGAGCGAUUCGACAAUGUCUCCGAGUAUGAGGCUGUCAAGGACAUCUACAUCAUCAACAACAAGGUCUUGGAGAAGGCGAAGGAGUCUGCCAUCGUCAUGCACCCCUUGCCCAGAGUCAACGAGAUUGACCCUGAGGUCGACUUUGACUCGAAGAGAGCAGCCUACUUUAGGCAAAUGCGAUACGGUCUUUUCGUCCGUAUGGCGCUCCUUACUUUGGUCUUGGGUGCUUAAGGUGAUGGAGGCAGGAAGCGUAGGAUGUCUUGGUAUACUGUAGCUAGGAGGUGUAAGGAAUUGUGGCAUACAUAGUGUUGGGUUAGCAUUUUGGAACAACCGUCUCGAUAUAAACAAAAAAUCUCUAUUGGUAGAUUCAUCUCUUCAUAUAUGUACAAAUCAGGAAUCAAUCAAAAAGUAGAAUUGCAUAUGCAUUGCUCUGGCUCG